This is a messenger RNA of Dothidotthia symphoricarpi CBS 119687, 897 nucleotides long. RefSeq lists its product as uncharacterized. Bases 138 to 638 code for a protein of 166 amino acids. The transcript has a single exon. NCBI's taxonomy places the organism in Eukaryota, Fungi, Ascomycota, Dothideomycetes, Pleosporales, Dothidotthiaceae. The record is from RefSeq and is a predicted model, not a curated record.
CUUGAAACUGUGACGCCGCGUACAGAUGGAUACAUAGUGGCACUUGACAUCCCCACGGAUGCAGCCGGCCUUAGCAUCGUCCAACGUCUCGCAUUAGCCUGAUUUGCUCUGACACCGAUGUAGAUACAUUUGCCACAAUGGCUCUGCCGGAGCUGGGACCGCUGCUCCCUGUCACAACGUGCGCUCGUUACCCACACCACGCUUCCUUGCUGAAUGAUGCACCCGGCAAACGUGCUGCACUCACCUGGCACGGUACAUGCACAACUUCUACGUCGAUUCGCAUCACCCGCCUUUCUACCGUCGGCGCGGCUUGCUCGAUCUCUAGACUACUAACCGCAUCGAGAUCCGUCCCUGACACGGCUCGUAGCCUUAACCCAAUACCCUGCGAAGGUUCAUGGUCCACAAACAAAGUUUCUGGCGUUUUCAUCACCCCUGCAACCGCCCCAGGCCCAAACCUUGAGCUACCAGCACGGAAGGCGUUAUUCAUCUACCCAGGAUUAGGUAUUGCAUCAGUCGAAUCAGGGCCGCGUCACCCACGUCACCCACUUGGUCCCAAGUCAGUUCACAGCGCCUCAGUCAGAACAUUGGGCUCGUCUCUAGUCGGCAGCGGCGUCGCGCCUACCCAGCAACAUAGCUGAACUCUAUCUGGGAUCAUUCCCUCUCUUGGCGGUGGGACCUCAGUGCCGUCUGUCACUUCCUGGCAAACGGCAGUCUGGCCUCACACGUUUGUCGGACGGAUCUGUACAGCCAGGUGUCGCACCCGUUCCCUUGCCUCACAAGUUCACAACGCCCGAAACGGUACACUCCCGCAGCCAAUUGUUUGAAGCUUCGACUAAACUCUCAUCUUACGUUGUUGCAUGAGUCUUUGCUCAGGAUCUGCCUGUUAGUUUAGGUAGG